Osmerus eperlanus (European smelt) is the source of this 7152-nucleotide messenger RNA. RefSeq names its product eukaryotic translation initiation factor 4 gamma 1-like. The coding region runs from base 418 to 5832 and encodes 1804 amino acids. Lineage: Eukaryota; Metazoa; Chordata; Actinopteri; Osmeriformes; Osmeridae. Gene Ontology annotation, molecular function: mRNA binding; protein binding; translation initiation factor activity. Gene Ontology annotation, cellular component: eukaryotic translation initiation factor 4F complex. The record is from RefSeq and is a predicted model, not a curated record. The transcript is spliced from 33 exons.
UAGCCAGCAAAGGCAUCCCCCAGGAUCAGUCAGAAGCCGGCUGGCUGUGGCAGUAAUCGCUGACGCCUUUUCGAGGAACAAUACUAAACAGUCGGGAGUUACUUGUACAUUUGUUUUGUUUUAAUAGUUGAUGUGCCUGUUGUGUUGUAGUCCAUACUACGCCGGCACAUUUGGCGAUUGACAAAACUUUAAAUCACGCUACCCAAGGCCCCGUCACAUGAACUUAAUCCGGAAUUGCCAACCGGCUUCCGGGAAGAAUCCGUACAGCUUUGCAGACUCAAGGAGAGAAAGCAGUGAGAUUACUGGACGAACCACCACGUUGGCAUUCCUCAGAGCCGUGCUCCCUUACCAGGGACUAAAUACUGUUUCUAAGUAUAAGUGUGCCUCUCCCAGCCCCCCCAUGCAGAACCCCAGGAAAUGAAUAAAGCACCACAGCCUAUAACGGGACCCCCCCACCCCACCCCAUCCCCUGGACUCUCACAGCCCCCCUUCCCCCCUGGGCAGCCCCCCUCUGUCGUGUUCGCCUCCCCGCCUCCACAAAUGAACCCGACACCACAACCCAGACAGUUUGCCCCGGGGCCUCGUGCUUUGCACCAGCAGGGAGGAUUCAGGUCACUGCAGCCGUACUAUGGCAGCAGGCCCAACGCCCCCCGCGGCGUGCCCCCCCCCAGCAGCGCACCGCGGCAGGUGGCGCCCACGCACGUGUACCAGACGGCGGGCUCCCCAAUGAUGAUGAUUCCCCAGCAGCAGAUCCCCUUCGCCCCCACGCCCCAGGGCCCCGCCUACUUCAUACCUGGAGGACAGUACCGCUCCACAUACGUUGCUGCCGCCCAGCAGUACCCGGUGCAGCCCGGCACCCCAGGCUUCUACCCCGGCACCAGCCCAGCUGAAUGUGGUACUUAUGCAGGGGCAUACUACCCGGCGCAGCCCCAGUUCACACCCCCCGUGGCCCCGCCUCCUGUCAUCAUGAACCCUGCCCCCCAGCAGCAGCAGGCCCCGCCACCUCAGCCCAUGCAGUCCAAAAGAGAACGCAAACAGAUCAGAAUACGUGACCCUAACCAGGGUGGUCGAGACAUCACCGAGGAGAUCAUGUCAGGUGGUCGUACUGGCUCCACCCCGACACCACCGCACGUCUUUGACGACCCUGCCCAGAUACCAGAUGACUCGGUGCUAACCCAGGCCAACGGUGAGAGUGCAGCACCUGCGCCUGUGGUGAUCAGACCAGAUGACAGAGGUGUCCCGACGCCCCCACCCCCGUCGAAGACCCCCGAGCCUGUGAAGAGCGAGCCUGCCCCGGAGAUCAUCCCCCCCAGCAGGGCCGUCUCCGCGCCUGCCCCCUCCCUGCCCCUGGAGGUCCCCCCCACCCCCCUGGCCGACACUACCGCCCCUGCCCUCGCCAACCCCCCGCCCAGCAGCCAAGUCUCCGACGUCAUGGAUGCACCCCCACCCUGGGAACCCUCCCCAACCCCCCUGGACCCCUCGGUGCCAGCCUACCCUGCCCCCCUCCCAACCCGCCUCUCCAAGACCCCCGUGGUGGAGGUGAAGGAGGAGGAGGUGAAACAGCUCAAGCAGGAAGCAAUGGCGUCCGCCAAGCCUGUCCGCCAAGCCCCGCCCUCCGCCCUGCCCUCCAGCACUAACGGGGUGCCCGCCCAGCCCAAGGAGGCGGAGCUGGCGGUGCUGUCCAUCAGCAUCCCCUCCGCCCCCCAGGUGGAGGCUCCUCUAGAGUCGCCCAUCGCCCAGCCGGAGGAGCUGCGUCUCCCUAACGGCCUGCCCCUGCCCCUCCCCCAGGACCCGGAGCGCCCCUGCAGGGUCCUGACCGAGCGCCACGCCAGCCCCAUCGCAGAGCCCCAGGUGGACCACACCGUGGAUGCGCCGGUGGUUGCCGCGCCGGGGGUUGCCGCGCCCGUUGUUGCCGCGCCCGUUGUUGCCGCGCCCGUUGUUGCCGCGCCCGUGGCUGCCGCGCCCGUGGCAGCCGCGCCCGUGGCUGCCGCGCCCGUGGCAGCCGCGCCCGUGGCUGCCGCGCCCGUGGCUGCCGCGCCCGUGGCUGCCGCGCCCGUGGCUGCCGCGCCCGUGGCUGCCGCGCCCGUGGCUGCCGCGCCCGUGGCUGCCGCGCCCGUGGCUGCCGCGCCCGUGGCUGUCACGCCCGUGGCUGCCGCGCCCGUGGCUGUCGUGGUGGAGUCGACAGUCCCCCCAGUGUUGGUGGACACGGUGAUCUCUGCUGUGCUGGAGACGGUGGCAUUGGUGGACACGGUGAGCUCUGUGCUGGCGGCGCCCGAGGACCCCGAAACCACCGCCGCUGUGGCUCCUCCCCCUGCUGCUGAUGACAGGGAGGACACACCGCCACCACACAUCCUCGCCCCCGCCGGGGACUCCUCUAUGCAAGCAUCUGCUGUGUAUGUGCCAAAGAAGAAGAGGAAGAUGAAGGAGCUGAACAAGAAGGAGACUGUAGGAGACCUCCUCGAUGCCUUUACUGAGGACCAGGUGGUGGAGAGCCCGUCUGAGGUGGAGAAGGCCCUGCCCCUCCCUGCCUCCGCCCCUGAGGCAGAGGAGGCCAAGACCCCUGCCUCCGCUGCCCCACCUGCCGCUGACGAGGUGGACGAGACCUGGGAGGAGAAGGAGGACAAGCUGGAUGCUGAGAACAUCAAACCCAAACAAGGAGAGCUGAAGUACCAGUACAAAGGGGAGCACUGGAAACCCAUCGACCCGGAAGAUAAGAAGAGAUAUGACCGGGAGUUCCUGCUGCGCUUCCAGAAUUGCACCGCCAGCCUCAGCAAGCCCGAAGGCCUUCCCCACAUCAGUGAUGUGGUCCUGGACAAGGCUAACAAGACCCCUCUGCGUCAGCUGGACCCCAGCCGCCUGCCAGGGAUGAACUGCGGGCCCGACUUCACACCCUCCUUCCUGGGUAACCUGGGCCGGCCUGGCAUGGGCGGCGGUGGAGGAGGAGGAGGAAGAGGGGGAGGUGGAGGAGGGGGCAGGGGGCCGCCGUCUGGUAUGGGCGGUCCACGGGGCUCCCACCAGGGCCAGAGGAAAGAGCCGCGCAAGAUCAUCACCAGCAUGUCCCUCAACAACGACGUGCAGCUCAACAAGGCGGAGAAGGCCUGGAAGCCCGGCGUGAAGAAGGCGGCGGGCCGCGGCGGGCCCCCCGCGGACGAGGAGAACGACCCCGAGGAGCUGAAGACCCAGGAGCUGUUCAAGCGCGUGAGGAGCGUGCUCAACAAGCUCACGCCGCAGAUGUUCCAGCAGCUGAUGAAGCAGGUGCAGGAGAUGACCAUCGACACAGAGGACAGGCUGAAGGGGGUCAUCGACCUCAUCUUCGAGAAGGCCAUCUCGGAGCCCAACUUCUCCGUGGCGUACGCCAACAUGUGCCGCUGCCUUAUGGGGCUCAAAGUCCCCACCACCGACAAGCCAGGAACCACUGUGAACUUCCGCAAGCUCCUCCUCAACCGCUGCCAGAAGGAGUUUGAGAAGGACCAGGACGACGACGAGAUCUUCGAGAAGAAGCAGCAGGAGCUGGACGCCGCCGCCUCAGAGGAGAAGCAGCGUCUGAAGGCGGAGCUUGAGGAGGCCAAGGACAAGGCCCGGCGGCGCUCCCUGGGCAACAUCAAAUUCAUCGGGGAGCUGUUCAAGCUGAAGAUGCUGACAGAGGCCAUCAUGCAUGACUGCAUCGUCAAGCUGCUGAAGAACCAUGACGAGGAGUCUCUGGAGUGCCUCAGCAGGCUGCUGUCCACCAUCGGCAAGGACCUGGACUUCGAGAAGGCCAAGCCUCGUAUGGACCAGUACUUCAACCAGAUGGAGAAGAUCAUCAAGGAGAAGAAGACCUCGUCUAGGAUCCGCUUCAUGCUGCAGGACCUGCUGGAUCUCCGACGGAACACCUGGGUUCCCCGGAGGGGAGACCAGGGCCCCAAGACCAUCGACCAGAUCCACAAGGAGGCAGAGCAGGAGGAACACCGAGAGCAGAUCAAGGUCCAGCAGCAGUUCUUCGCCAAGACUGACAACAGAGGAGGUGGAGGAGGUGGUGGUGGUGGUGGAGGAGGAGGAGGUGGUGGUGGAGGGGGAGGAGGAGGGAGAGGUGGGCAGGGGGGACGUGGGAGCCAACACACCCCCCGCGGCCGUGAGAACCAGCCUCAGGACGAGGGUUGGAACACGGUGCCCAUCACCACCAAGAACCGACCCAUCGACACCUCCCGGCUCAGCAAGAUCACCAAGCCUGGAGCUCUGGACUUCAACAACCAGCUCCUGGCCCCUGGGGGCAAGGGCAUGUGGGGCAGCUGGGGCAAGGGAAGCAGUGGAGGCACGGGGGCCAAACCAGCCGGGGAACCAGUGCCUGGUGGUCAGGAGUCAGGUGGUCGCCCUGCAGCCAGUAACAGGUUCUCGGCCCUGCAGCAGGCCGCCUCCUCCGGACUCUCAUCCGACGCUGACAGAAGAGUACCUCAGAGGAACAGCUCCAGCCGCGAGCGCUACGACCGGGCGCCCGAGCGCCUGGACCGCGGCUACGACCGGCGCGACGACCGCGGCGAGCGGGACAGGAACCGUCCUCAGGUCACCAAGCGCAGCUUCAGCCGGGAGACGGAGGGCCGCAGUGGCGACCGGGAGCAGCGUGGCGGAGGGGGCGGGGCUGACCCUGUCCGCCGCGUGGCCAGCAUGACGGACGAGCGAGGCAGCAGAGAGCGUGCCCGCAGCAAAGAGAGCGUGAAGAGAGAGAGCACCCCCACCCCUCCUCCUGCCCAGACCAAGCCUGCCUUGAGCGAAGAGGAGCUGGACAAGAAGUCCACAGCCAUCAUCGAGGAGUACCUCCACAUCAACGACAUGAAGGAGGCGCUGCAGUGUGUGCAGGAGAUGAACAGCGGCCAGCUGCUGUUUGUGUUUGUGCGGAACGGCAUCGAGUCGACCCUGGAGCGUAGCCCCCUCGUCAGAGAGCACAUGGGCCUCCUGCUGCACCAGCUCAUCAAGGCUGGAGCCCUCACCUCCCAGCAGUACUACAAAGGACUUGUGGAGAUCCUGGAGGUGGCCGAGGACAUGGCCAUAGACAUCCCCCACAUCUGGCUGUACCUGGCUGAACUCAUCACCCCCAUGCUGCACGAAGGAGGCAUCCCUAUGGGACCGCUCUUCAGGGAGCUGGCCAAGUCUCUCACUCCCCAGGGCAUGGCUGGAGGUCUGCUGGUCCAAAUCCUCCAGCUUCUCUGUAAAGCAAUGAGCCAUAAGAAGGUGGGCGCCAUGUGGAGGGAGGCGGGACUUAACUGGAAGGACUUCCUGCCGGAAGACGAGGACGUCAACAAAUUUGUUACAGACAUGGAUGUAGAGUUCACCCUGGGUGAGGAGGUGGAGAGGAGCAGCCUGAAGGGGCUGAGCCUGGAGGAGUUGGCCGUGCAGCUGGACAGACUGAUCCAGGACCGGGCGGACAACCAGCGCAUCUUCGACUGGGUUGAGGCUAACCUGGAUGAUCAGCAGCUCUCCUCCAACGUGAUCGUGAGAGCUCUUAUGACCUCGGUCUGCCAGUCGGCCAUCAUCUGUGAGACCCCGUACAAGGUGGACGCGGCCCAGCUGGGCCAGAGGGCCAAGCUGCUGCAGAAGUACCUGAGUGACGAGCAGAAGGAGCUGCAGGCUCUGUACGCCCUGCAGGCCCUCCUGGUGGAGAUGGAGCAACCUGCCAACUUGCUGCGUAUGUUCUUUGACACGCUGUAUGAUGAGGACGUGAUCAAAGAGGAGGCCUUCUACAAGUGGGAGUCCAGCAAGGACCCAGCAGAGCAGCAGGGCAAGGGCGUGGCCCUCAAGUCUGUAACCGCCUUCUUCACCUGGCUCCGUGAGGCAGAGGACGAAUCAGACAACAGCUAGGACUUGGCCCCGCCCACCGGCGUGCCUCUGGAAGGACCCGAAGAGGAUUUACAAAAAAAAAGAAAAAAAAAAGUUAUUGCUUCAAUGGUUUUGAUGAUCCUUGAAAUGGGGUCUGUUUGAAACUACAAAAUCCUUCUGCGCAAACACAACAACAACAAAAGAAUGGAGAAACUGGGAGAGAUUGUACUACAGAUCCGUUUUCCUUUUUUUUUUCUGUGCUUUAUUUUGUUUUGGAACUAAAUAAAUUGAGAAGCGAAUUAGCGUGCUACUCGUAACGAGAUGUUGAGCUUGCUGUUCCCUUCAGUGUUUUUUCAGGUUUUACCUCCUGUUAUAAAGGUGUGUCACCUUGCCGACGGCAACACCUAUUCAAGACGUUUCACAAACCCCAAGAACUGACAAAAGACAAUCCCCAACAGACAAAACUUUCAAAAGCUGCUCACACAUUUAUAUUUUUUGAUUCCGUCGUGUCGAUGAGACAUGAUGACAUCAUGUGUUGUGUGUAUGGUCUACCUGAUGCUCUUACCUAGUUGGUUUGCUCUCUUUUUGGGUGUAGAAUGAUUGGAGUGCGUUUCUUUUUAAAGCUGAAAAAUGGACACGCUGGGAUCGUCCAUGGACAUUUCAGACGUAGAAUGAUUGGGGUCCUCUCCUAGCUUCCUGUAGACUGUCGAGACAGGAAGUGAUGCGGGAGAAGGACGAGAGGGGCGAUGGACCUGUUGCUGCUUUGGGGGGGGGCGCUCAAUGCUUCCAUAACGGCCACGCCCCGCAACCCCACACGCGUUUGCUUUGGCAUUUCUCCAACACUUCAAACAAACUAUGGGGCGGGAAAGGGAUUGAGAGCCUGGCGAGGCCUUCUGACAAACCUGUAGUGCAUUUUAGAAACAUAAAAUCAAUAUUAAAACUUGAAAAAGCUAUAUAGAUGAAUCAACUUUUAAAGGCAACACAAAAAAAGGCAAAGUUAACAGUUCAAAUCCUAAGGCCUUUUCUGCUUCCUUGAGUGGAAAUGCAUUUUAGGACAGUUCUGUAAAUAAGGAGUUCUGUUUUAUUUUUCAAAAUAAAAGUGCUAAUGUAAUGCCAUGUAAUUUUUUUUUCUUUCUGAAACAGUGUUGGUUUCUCCUGUAUUUAUAUUUCUCUCCUCAGCUAGCAGAAGGUGUUUGUAAUUAUCCACCGAAGUUAUUGAUUACAAUUUAAUUGAAUGUGUAAAUACUCUUUUGCUUUUCUUUAUUACAUAUUUAAUUAAGAAAAAUUAAUGCCUCUUUUCACAUCUGAAACUGGAAAAGAUAAUAAAGAACAUUGCAAAUAAAAAUUGAGUUCAUAAGCAUG